AUGGACCGCGCGCUCAUUCAACAGUUCAAUGCCUUGGCCCAGCGUACCAGGCAGAGACGCGAGCUCGAGAGACGUGGACUUAUACCAAGUCAAGAGGUCGUCAGCGAUGCGGAUUUCUUCACCCGCGACGUUCUACCUCUCUACUUCCUUGCUGUUAAUCGCAAUCGCUCGCCCCUCGUCCGUCUUCCACCAGAACUCCUUCGCAUCAUCCUACUCGAGGCGAUCUGGGAAGACCGUAAGCGUCUCAACAAAUGGUUCCGUCACGGACACGUCUGCCACGACCUUCGAUCGGUGCUCUUAGGCAUGCAUGCGCUGUGGGCGCCCGUCGUUUUCCAGUGGUAUAAUGCUCAAGCUUCUCAAGAGCUUUUGAGACGGGCGGGGCCGUCCCCGAUCACGAUUCGGAUGUCGUACAUGCGAUCGGAGGAACAGAUAAGGUUGGCUCUGGGAGUGCUGUUGAGAGCGCGCUCUAUUGAGCUGCAGGCCCUCCUAGCGAUGCCGACAGACGCCACGGUGAAUGCUAUCGUCGGCAUUCUCCGGCGAGGACCGUGCCCCCUUCUCGAAGAGCUUACCCUCGGUAUCGACCCCAGUCCUGAAUCCCCGCCCGACCACCCCCUGCUGUCUUCGGACUUUCCGAACUUGAUCGCCCCGCGGUUGCGCAAACUCAGUCUCAACAACGUGUUCAUCCCAGUCGACCUGUCGGUCCUGACCCACCUGAGGCUCUACUGGUCAAGUGCGGAGACGAUACCGGCGAUAGCAGAUGCACACACUUUUUUCGACAUGCUUUCCCGUUGUGGUAAUCUCGAAGAACUGACAAUGCAGUGCUGGCUGCCGCUCCACGAAGACUUGCGAGAACUACAGGCGGAGGAACGGUGCCUCACUUUUCCACGGCUCACUCACCUCAACUUGAGGCACGACUUGCAGACCAUCCUCGAAUUCUGGAAGAUCAUAUUCAUUCCUCCGUCUGCGACACUGUACCUGGAUGUGGCGGCCUUCAGCUCGCCGGACUCUGAAGAUGGCCCCGAUACCUUAUUGGAGCACACGCGAUUGCUGUGCGCAUUCAUCGCGCACACGCAGAUAGGAGGGGCGUCGAAGAUAUCCAAGCUUGCAGUCUUCCAAGACGGCAAAGAUCUCGAGGUACACCUCGGCGCUACAGAAGAAGGUCAACCGGCUACACCGGAGCUCGCAUCCAGGCCCCGCCGCUCAACCGAGCCAUCGUGGGACCCUCGGCUCGGACGUCCUACCUUCACGUUCCUUAUCGACAGGAGAUUGGAGCUCCCCGCAGACCUGGUCGAAUUCCUACGGUGUCUCUGCGACGUUCUGAAGCUGCGCGCCCACAGCAUCGACACACUGUAUCUUGGACUACAUGAUUACUUCCCCCUCGUUCCGGACGAUGUGGAUGGCGAUGCCCUUCACACCCUGCUCCCCGCCGUCGCUGAGCUGCGGCUCGAGUACAUCGGCUGUGCGGACGUCGAGCGCUUGCUCGACGCUUCGAGCGAGCGGGGAUGCCACUAUUACCCACACGUGCAAGCUCUGCAUUUGCGGUGCCCAAUGCCGUCGGAGGAAUUCGACACUUUCGUCAACGUUGUCGAGAGACGCGCGAAGUAUGGAGGCGGGGUCUUGCGGUUUGUCUCUGUCAAUGGGAUCAAAGACAUCGACGAAGAGUAUGAGUUGGACAAGGAGGCGCCUCACUUGGAAAGGUUCAAGGACAUUGAGCCGCACGUCCAGUUCGAUGUUUAUAAACGGAAGUAG
Molecule: messenger RNA, 1749 nt
Organism: Peniophora sp. CBMAI 1063
Lineage: Eukaryota; Fungi; Basidiomycota; Agaricomycetes; Russulales; Peniophoraceae
Source: the annotation of a GenBank genome assembly